AUGGGUAUUGAUCCAGUGACUCACAAGCCCAAGAGCCAAGCCCUCUACUCAGGACAGCUUAAAGACGCCGCCAACGUCAGCCACAUGGCUCAGUGGGAGGGUGCCCGGCUCGAAGCCGAAGCCAGACUCGUCCGAGAAUCCAAACUCCACGUCACCAACCCUUUCCAAACCCAUCUCCACCACCACCACCACCUCCUCCUCAACAAAGCUCCGUCGCCGCCGUCACCACUUCCAUCUCCGCCAGUCUGUCUUGACGUACUAACAGCCUGGAAAGGGACAUGGUUAAAGUCACCGAAAGAUAACGCCGUCUCCGGCGGCCUUGAGUUGCCGACAUCCACGUUGAAUUUCGCGGAAAACCCAUUUCCGAUCAUAAACACUGGAUCGUUUCCUCACAAUUCGUUAGCGGUAAUCGAUCAACUCGUGAACAAAUUGAAUAAUUUGCCGGAGAUCAAAGAGAGAAUCUAG
Molecule: messenger RNA, 465 nt
Organism: Camellia sinensis
Lineage: Eukaryota; Viridiplantae; Streptophyta; Magnoliopsida; Ericales; Theaceae
Source: RefSeq, a predicted model, not a curated record